This is a messenger RNA of Lytechinus variegatus (green sea urchin), 2862 nucleotides long. RefSeq names its product neprilysin-like. Gene Ontology annotation, molecular function: metalloendopeptidase activity. Gene Ontology annotation, cellular component: plasma membrane. The transcript is spliced from 23 exons. Lineage: Eukaryota; Metazoa; Echinodermata; Echinoidea; Temnopleuroida; Toxopneustidae. Gene Ontology annotation, biological process: protein processing. The record is from RefSeq and is a predicted model, not a curated record. Bases 1 to 2586 code for a protein of 861 amino acids.
AUGGUGGUGGAGAAGGUGGAGAAAGAGAAUGAGAAGGUGGUGGAGGAGGAGGAGAGAAAGGUGGUGGUGGUACUGGAGGAGGAGCUGGUGGUGGAGGAGGAGAAGGUGGAGAAAGAGGAGGAGGUGGAGGAUGAAGAGGAGGAGAGGAAGGAGAAGGUAGAAAACCUGACCGGGAUACCAAGUCCGGAUUCCGUGGCGGACUCGCCCUGUCUGCGGCCUAGUCUCAGUAACGGUCACUGCGCCAGGGAGGCGACAACCUUCACUUUCCCGGUACAGGGCGAUCAGCGGGGAGUGCCAGAAGUGAAAACGGCAAACCCGUUUUUUCAAAGAACACGACUGGAGAAGAGGCUAAUCAUCUUGGCGGUUAUCUUGGCGGCAUGCUCUGUCACAAUGGUCACAAUCCUCUUUGUACAGUGGCAUACAAGGAGAAGCGAGCAAUCACACACUUUGCGACACCAACAAUACAGCGUCAUUGAGAGCUUGGAUGUGUCAGGUAUAAAUCAGAGGAAUAGCAUGGCUCAAAGCACGGAUGAAUGCACGGAAAUCUGCACGUCACCAAACUGUGUCGCAUCAGCUGCUCGACUGAUUUCAAAUAUGGAUCCACAUGUGGACCCCUGCGAAGAUUUCUAUGAAUAUUCAUGUGGAGGUUGGCAUAGAUCAAACGUCAUUCCUGAAGACGACUCGCAUUAUGCUGUUCCUUCACAACUUAAAAAGAAUUUAGAAAUACAAUGCAAAGAACUGAUUGAAAGGACGCCACCACCGUCAGAAACAGAGGCAAUCAGAAAAGCAAGAGAUUUUUAUAAGUCAUGUAUGAACGAAGAGGUACUAACUCAAAGAGGAAUUGAACCUCUGACAGCCCUUCUUCGUAAGCUCGGAGGAUGGCCCGUUCUCAACGAUGGUGUUUAUGAUGAGCGAACAUGGAGAUUAGAAGAGGUCCUUGCUACGUCUCGGAUGCUACUCGAUCGCAACUUUCUAUUCUUUAACCGAAUUUCUGUUGAUGCAGCCGACUCCAAUGCACAUAUUAUGACGUUUGAUCAGCCAAACCUGGGACUACAAAAUCGUGAUUAUUACCUUAGAGGCGAGUCAAUACAGGGUUUGAAAGCAUAUGAGAAAUACAUGAUAGACAUGACACUCUACGUACGAGGAGGAAAUGACGUAGAAAACGUCACACGCGAGAUGCAAGAAGUCCUGGAAUUCGAAAAAAAGAUGGCUAACAUUUCUAUGACCCCAACCGCGAAAAGAGGAGCUCAGUUAUUAAAUCAGAAAGUCAGUGUAUCAUAUCUCAACAGAAGGCUUCCUACAAUUAAUUGGACUAGAUACUUUCAGCUAGUUAUGAAUAAAACUGCGAUCGAUCACUCGAUGGAACUGGUCGUCUAUUCACCACAAUAUUUGCUGGGGCUAAAUCGAAUAGUGCAAGAAACGCCGAACAGGACAAUUGCAAACUAUCUAGUAUGGCGUGCUGUCAUAUAUACAAUGGAUUUGAUGAACAGCAAGGCUCGUUCAAUACGACAGACGUUUCGCAAGGUCGUGAGUGGGGAAAAGAGGCAGCCUGCAAGAUGGAAGCAAUGUAUUGAAAACACAAAUUCGUACAUGUCCCGUGCGUUGGGGGCGCUCUUUGUGCUAGAGAAAUUUGACGUGGAGAGCAAAAAAACGGCUUUGAAGAUGAUCGGUCAUUUAAGGAACACUCAAUAUAAUAUUCUUAACACAACAGACUGGAUGGAUGACGUAACAAAACAAAAAGCAUUACAAAAGGCUUACGCAAUAAGGGAACAAAUCGGAUACGAGGAAAAAUUAUUAAACUUUACAUAUCUUGAUGGGGUCUAUGAAAGAAUAAAUAUAACCGUGGAUAGAUACUUUGAGAACGCUGUCCAGAUCAUGUCAGAACACGCACGAAAACUAUUUGCUAAACUUGAUGAAAAAGUAGAUAGAUACGAGUGGUCUACUGUUCCUUUGGUUGUAAACGCCUACUACCAAUUUUCCAGUAAUGUAAUCACUUUCCCGGCAGCUAUUUUGCAGCCACCGUACUUCAGCAGUCGACAUUCGAGAUCUAUGAAUUAUGGUGGAAUAGGCGUAGUCAUCGGACAUGAAUUAACGCAUGCAUUCGACGAUAAAGGACGUCAUUUUGAUAUUGAUGGAAAUUUAGGUAUUUGGUGGACGAAUUCGUCGAGCGAGUCAUUUCGUAGAAAAACACAAUGUCUCAUUGAUCAGUAUUCCAGUUAUCAAUAUGAAGAUCUAGGAAUGAACAUUGAUGGCUUGCGGACUUUGGGAGAGAAUAUUGCUGAUAAUGGAGGAUUAAAAGAGGCUUUCAUGGCCUACAGACAUUCUGUCGAGGAAAUAGGAAAGGAGGAACCUUUACUACCCGGUAUCAACCUCACGCAUAACCAGAUUUUCUUUCUAAGCUUUGGCCAGCUCUGGUGCGGACUACAUCGAGAUCAAGAUCGAAUUAAUGGUCUAAAAAACGACUACCACUCACCUCUAAAAUUCAGGGUAUGGGGAUCUGUCAGCAAUUCUGAAGACUUUGCCAAAGCAUUCAACUGCCCGGUCGGGUCGCCCAUGAAUCCAAGGAAUAAAUGCGGGGUCUGGUAACAGAGCUGAAUGCACUCAGAUCGCUGAUAUGCCUAGUUACACCAAGAACACCGACUCAAGAGAGAUCGAACUAUUACGUUAUUUCGAAAGGAAAAUCGUCGGUCGAUUUGCAGCCAGUUUUGUAGGUGUGACUUUUACCUUACAUGGAAGUAACGUUGGACAGAGUGGCCACAAAUGACUUUUCUUUCUCUCGGAUGAAGAUACUAAAGGGGGAAAAUUGCAUGUCUUGGAUGACAAUGCAAGAGAGAGAGAGACCUGGAGGGAGUGAGAGAGAGA